CGCAUCACGACCAUCGGAUGAAGGCCGGCGUACCCAAAAUCAACGGCGAUCCUCUUUUCUCUCUGCAUUUUUCCGUCCGACAAAGAAGAAGAAGAUAAAGAGAGAGAGAGAAAGCUAAGACGAGACCCAUUAUUGGGGAUCGGGGGUUGCUCGGAAUCGCGCCCUCCGCCUCUCUCUCUCUCUUCUUUCAAAUUCUUUUGACAUUUCUUCUUUCCCCGCACAGAGAUUCAAAGAAGAAGAAGAAACCCAAAAGAAAUUGAAAGAAUUUAUAGAUAUAUAUAUAUAUUUGAAAAUGGAUAUCGAUAGCAUUGAGUGCGUGCCGUCGCCGGAUAUCAUGGACGAAGAAGAGAUUCCGUUAUCGCAGCGCCAUCAUCGCCGCCAGAACAACUCCUCGUCCACUAAUAAGCCCCACAGCAAUUCGUUUCCUUCCGCAAUUGCCCCUACCAGCGUCCAUGAUUUGCUGGAAUGCCCCGUUUGCACCAACUCCAUGUACCCUCCCAUUCAUCAGUGCCACAAUGGUCACACGCUAUGCUCAACAUGUAAAGUAAAGGUACACAACCGAUGCCCUACUUGCAGACAAGAGCUUGGUGACAUUCGGUGUUUGGCUUUAGAAAAGGUGGCAGAGUCACUCGAACUUCCCUGCAAAUAUUUUUCAUUGGGGUGUCCAGAAAUCUUUCCAUAUUACAGCAAGCUUAAACAUGAGGCGCUUUGCAAUUUUAGACCGUACAAUUGCCCAUAUGCCGGAUCGGAGUGUUCUGUUACUGGGGAUAUACCUUACCUGGUUUCUCAUCUAAGAGAUGACCAUAAGGUUGACAUGCACACCGGAUACACCUUCAACCAUAGAUAUGUCAAGUCCAAUCCUCGCGAAGUGGAGAAUGCCACAUGGAUGCUCACUGUCUUUCACUGUUACGGACAGUACUUUUGUCUUCACUUCGAGGCAUUCCAGCUGGGCACAGCACCGGUUUACAUGGCCUUUGUCAGGUUCAUGGGGGAUGAGGCCGAGGCGCGCAACUACAGCUACAGUCUUGAAGUAGGAGGAAUCAAUAGGAAGCUAAUUUGGGAGGGUACCCCUAGAAGUAUAAGGGACAGCCACCGGAAGGUGAGGGACAGCCACGAUGGCCUUAUCAUUCAACGCAACGUGGCCCUCUUCUUCUCAGGCGGCGAUAGGAAGGAGCUCAAGCUUAGGGUCACUGGGAAGAUUUGGAAGGAGCAGCAAAAUCCCGAUUCUGCCCCUGUCUGUAUGCCCAAUCUUUGUUUGUAGCAGCAGUUAACGCCGCCCCUCUGCCACCACCACCCGCCACAGGGGUGCUUGCAUGAGUGUCUUUCUGCUCUGUUGUUAAUUAUUACUGCUAAUGGUAAUUGUGCUACGUGAAGAUUUUAUCCUCUCUUCUUUUUCUUUUUUUUUACCUUUCAAAUUUCACGCUAGCUUUUCCACUGUAAUCUGUAAUAGCAUCGACUUAGAUUGCUAAGAAAUGCUUGUCAUAGACACUCAUUUUCUUGACCUUUUUCUUUUUCCAACAAAAAAGCUUCAUUGCCAUU
Messenger RNA from Cuscuta campestris, 1539 nucleotides. Lineage: Eukaryota; Viridiplantae; Streptophyta; Magnoliopsida; Solanales; Convolvulaceae. The record is from the annotation of a GenBank genome assembly.